Kwoniella shivajii is the source of this 1287-nucleotide messenger RNA. RefSeq lists its product as uncharacterized. The coding region runs from base 1 to 1287 and encodes 428 amino acids. Lineage: Eukaryota; Fungi; Basidiomycota; Tremellomycetes; Tremellales; Cryptococcaceae. The transcript has 2 exons. The record is from RefSeq and is a predicted model, not a curated record.
AUGACUGCAUUCAUUCUACCCGAUCCACUAUCAUCUCCUUCUUAUUCUGUGGCGGAUACUCUAGCUCUCACACCUCUCUCGAUGAUAUCCCCACUAUCCUUGUCGUCACCAAUAACUUACAAUGAUUCAUGCUCAUCAAGUGACGUAGAUGAUAUUGAGAAUCUCGUGGAUUUGAUGGAAAGUCUACCUACAGAGAUAGUCGAUCAGAUAUGGUCCUAUGUCCUGUUGAAUCCGAUACGUUCAUGUCAAUUAUCCACUAUGUGUUCGUGUCGACCUGCAUACAAUCACAUCAUCAAAGAAAUAUAUCAACAUGUCGAUCUGACAUCUUCGAAUGCCCAAUCAUACUUCUACGGAUUGGGAACAUCAUUCUCAGGCGUGAGUUCACCUGAAGAGAAUUGGCCAGUAAGUGGCCCAGGUAUAAUACCUCUCGAUCUAAUCGGAUUGUCAUAUGAUCCCUCCAAAGAGGUAUCAAGUUUCAUAAGGAAAUUUACGUUAUGUAAUUUAGUCGAAAGUUUGACGAUAUCAGAUCCGACCGCAUUCAAGAUAUUGUUGAAAGCUGCUGGAGAAUGUUGGAAAUACGGAAUGGAUACAUGGAGAAAUAGGGUUUUAUUCGAUCAGAUAGACUCAAUCUCUCUCAAAUCUUCUAUAUUCACUGAAUUAGACAAUGAGCCGUUGCUGUGGAGGAACUUGUUAAAAGAAAUCUGGAAUGUGAUCAAAGGUGAUUGUGUCCAAUUACACUUUCCCGAAGAACCACUUAAAGAAGAGACGUAUACGAUGGCUAUCAAAGCUUUAGGCUCACCUUCAAGUCUAGGUCAAAAGAAUAGACUUUUAGAUGAAGUGGUGAUAUAUACACCGCAAUUAGACGGGAUAGAUUUGAACGAAAUCGGAUGUAGUAAAGUUAUAAUCCAUUUGAUAGGUUAUAAUAACUGGAUUGGAUGUGGAGAGAAAGUUCAUCAGCAUCCUGAUUGUUGGAGUCAAGAAGCUCAACUAAGAAGGUUUAUCAGAAGACAUUGGCUGAUGGGUAUCGAUAACACCGAGUACAUUGGAAUCCCACUUGAGGUAGAACAGGUCCAGAUACACAAUGUCGCUCUAUAUAAUAGAAGAACGUGUAUCACAGGUAGACUUUCUCAAAGUUCACUGCAGACGUUGAGUCGUGGUAUAUCACACAUCCGGAAUGAUGAAGACGAAAUGAAAUCAAUGCCUACUGUACUGUAUGGUGCAUUGGAAGGGGAUGAACAAUUAGCUGAGGACGUAGGUCAGAAGUUAGCUCUGUAUGGUUCGAUGUAA